AUGGGUGUGCUGUGGGGGGGAGUCCUGUCGAGUUGGGUCAUGGAGAACCACCAUGGCAACCGGCCAUGGUGGCAGUCAUCGCAAUAUGCCGCCUGUUUUCUGUGUUGUUGCCAUCGCCACCCACCACAGGUGGGUGUUGGGUUUAUGUGUACGAGCAAAAGGAUGUGGGGCGUGUUUCUGCUUCAAGAUCUGUGUGGUUUGCGUGUCUACUUGACUGAGAAACAAAAGAGAUCACCACCACCACCGUUAGGUGGUGGCUGCCGUCCCAAAAGCUAUUGUUGUUGUCGUUGUGAGCCACCAGGUGGGUGGCUGGGGUGCAUCUCGCAAUCUGAAGCAUGUAUGUGUGUUGUGUAUGGUGUUUGUUUGGCCAGAAAAUCGAGUAUAACCACCAUGUGCCGCCGCCGGCCGCCAUUAGAAACUCAAACCACCACCGUAGGGUGGUGGCUGCCGCCACCGGCUGCCGUGUCAGGUGGCGGUGUGCUGGUCUUAUUAGCGAAACCAUUAAUUAAAGUGUUAGAAAACACUUGCUUUUGUGUUGGGAAUAGUUACCGAAAAUGGCUUGCAGUGGAAGGAAGGGUUUUCGGUCAAGUUCAACCCCAGAACAAGAUUCUCGGUUCAAUGAAGCCCAUCUCUCGUUUGACUCAACCAAUUCAACCCGUACUCACUACUUCAACCACAACUUCGACAACUACAGUUGAACCUGAUCUUGAUCAAGCAAAAACAACUUUUGAAGUUGGGAGCUCUGAGCAUGUAUCCCCUACAAGGUAUGGGCAUGAUAUUGCCUCGGAAAGGCUUUCCAGGUUCUUGGCUGAAAAUGAAGCAGAUCUUCCUUCUCGCGGUAAAGGUAUAUCUAUAGAGGAAGGCAACUUGAAGGGGGAUGAUUCAUCAAAUCCAGAGCUCAAGGAGGAGAUUACUGUACUCAAACAGCAAAUACUCACUACUUCAACCACAACUUCGACAACUACAGUUGAACCUGAUCUUGAUCAAGCAAAAACAACUUUUGAAGUUGGGAGCUCUGAGCAUGUAUCCCCUACAAGGUAUGGGCAUGAUAUUGCCUCGGAAAGGCUUUCCAGGUUCUUGGCUGAAAAUGAAGCAGAUCUUCCUUCUCGCGGUAAAGGUAUAUCUAUAGAGGAAGGCAACUUGAAGGGGGAUGAUUCAUCAAAUCCAGAGCUCAAGGAGGAGAUUACUGUACUCAAACAGCAAAUAAUCGAAAAGGAUCUUCAAAUUGAGGACCUUGAUGCUUGUCUCUCUGUGCUUGAAGCUGAAAGUUCCUUGAAGACUGAUCAAAUUUCAGCACUUCAGCAAGAAAAUGCUCAAAAAUCCAAACAAAUGUCUGAUCUUCAAAUCAACCUUGGUGCUCUUUCAGCUAGCUACUUUGAUCUGAAGAAUAGACUUAUCGCUGACUUUGGAGAUAAGUUUCAGUCAACAGUUGAAGGCCCAAGUGUUUCUCAAGCUCCUACAACUGCACCAGCCACUACUCCAACUUUCGAACAAACUGAUAAUGUGUCGAUUAAAACUACAACGGUCAUUGACCGGUUUGAGAAGGAACCAACUCAAGCUCCACCCCGAAUCACUAUCAAGAGAGGAGGGAGAACAGUUACGUCCCAAAAAAGGGGGGGUUUACUCUUUAUGAAGAAUUAUGACCAGAAUAUUCGUGGAGAUCAACCUCAACUAACGGUUUACAGUCGUAAACAUGUUUACGACCAACCUACCCCUAUAUAUAGGGUGUGUCAGAUUCGUGUUAGGUUGUUGACGAAUCAGAGAGUCUUUAUAGUUUACAACCCCAGGGUGUAUCAGACGUUUAUUUGA
This is a messenger RNA of Lactuca saligna, 1809 nucleotides long. The record is from the annotation of a GenBank genome assembly. NCBI's taxonomy places the organism in Eukaryota, Viridiplantae, Streptophyta, Magnoliopsida, Asterales, Asteraceae.